CCACAUUGCAGAGCCGGUGCACACGCGGGAGAGGCGACUCCUACCAAUACCAAGUAGUAGAAGCGCACUCUUCCUAUUACUGGCUGCUGUUCCGCUAUCUCUCUCUCUCCGACUGCCCUAGACGGCGGCGAUAACAGUGAUAAUCACACAGCCGACAACGGCCGCCCACCGCCUACCCUACACGCGCCGCCUACCACAGAGUACCGCCGCUUGUCCUCUCCGGGACGACUAAAUACCGUGUCCAUGUCAGCGCAGCCCCUCCGCCUUAGUAUUCCUCUGCCUCUCUCCCCAACGGCCCUCAGCAAAAUGGCGCAACUGGACACGCUGGACAUUAUCGUCCUCGCUGCACUCCUCGUCGGGACCGUCGCCUACUUCACAAAAGGCACCUACUGGGCCGUCUAUGGAGACCCCUACGGCAACUCGCUGGCCAACGCCAAUGGCGCCGCCAAGGCAGGCAAGUCGCGCAACAUACUCGAGAAGAUGGACGAGACGGACAAGAACUGCGUCGUCUUCUACGGCAGCCAGACGGGCACGGCCGAGGACUAUGCCUCCCGCCUGUCCAAAGAGGGCCACUCGCGCUUCGGCCUAAAAACAAUGGUAGCCGACUUGGAGGAGUACGACUUUGACAAUCUGGACAGCUUCCCCGACGACAAGCUCGCCGUAUUCGUCCUCGCUACCUACGGCGAGGGCGAGCCCACCGACAACGCCGUCGAGUUCUACGAGUUCCUCGGUUCCGACGACGUCAGCUUCGCCCAAGGUGGUAGCGUCGACGACAAGCCCCUCGGCAACCUCCACUACGUCGCCUUUGGUCUCGGAAACAACACCUAUGAACACUACAACUCCAUGGUUCGCAAUGUGGACAAAUACCUGACCAAGCUUGGCGCCACCCGCCUGGGCGCUGCCGGCGAGGGGGACGAUGGCGCCGGCACCAUGGAGGAAGACUUUCUCGCUUGGAAGGAGCCCAUGUGGGCUGCUGUUUCGGACAAGAUGGGCUUGGAGGAGCGCGAGGCUGCCUACGAGCCCGUCUUCGACGUCAUCGAGAAGCCAGAGCUGUCUGCCGAGGAAGAUACGGUUUACCUAGGCGAGCCCAACAAGAACCACCUCGAGGGCACUCAGAAGGGCCCCUACAAUGCCAACAACCCCUUCAUUGCCCCCAUCGUCGAGUCGUCUGAGAUAUUCACUGCCAAAGACCGCAACUGCCUGCACAUGGAAAUCAGCAUUGCCGGCUCCAACCUGUCGUACACCACCGGAGACCACAUCGCCAUCUGGCCCAACAACGCUGGCAAGGAGGUCAACCGCUUCUUCAAGGUCCUCGGCAAAGAAGAUGAGCGUCAUACUGUCAUUGUCGUCAAGGGGCUUGAUCCCACUGCCAAGGUUCCCUUUCCGUCUCCCACUACAUACGAUGCCGCUGUCCGCUUCCACGUCGAAAUCAAUGCCGCUGUGUCUCGACAGCUGGUGUCUGGUAUCGCCCAGUUCGCACCAAACGAGGAUAUCAAGGCGGAAAUGGUCAAACUUGGUGGCGACAAGGACUACUUCAAGCAAAACGUGACGGACCGCAACCUCAACCUGGCCCAACUACUUGAGAUUGCUGGAAAGGGCGAGACGUGGUCCAAGAUCCCCUUUUCCUUCAUGUUUGAAAACUUGCUCAAGAUUCAGCCCCGCUACUACUCCAUCUCCUCCUCUUCUCUCGUCCAAAAGGACAAGAUCUCCAUCACCGCCGUGGUCGAGUCACUUGAGAAGCCUGGCGCGCCACAUAUCCUAAAGGGGGUCACGACCAACUAUCUCCUUGCCUUGAAGCAGAAGCAGCACGGAGACCCGAACCCAGACCCUCACGGCUUGAACUACGCCAUCACCGGACCGCGCAACAAGUACGACGGUAUACAUGUCCCGGUUCACGUCCGCCACUCAAACUUCAAGCUCCCCUCGGACCCGGCAAAGCCCAUCAUCAUGGUUGGUCCCGGUACGGGUGUUGCUCCUUUCCGCGGUUUCGUCCAAGAACGAGCUGCACAGGCAAAGGCAGGCCAGAACGUCGGAAAGACCGUUCUCUUCUUCGGCUGCAGAAAGCAGUCGGAGGAUUUCUUGUACCAGCACGAGUGGAAUGAAUACAAGGAGGCUCUUGGCGACAACUUCAUAAUGCACACCGCCUUCUCACGAGACGGUCCCAAGAAGGUCUAUGUCCAGGACAAGAUCGGAGAGUGGGGCGAAGAGGUCAAUAAGCUUCUCGAGCAAAAGGCGUACUUUUAUGUCUGCGGUGACGCCGCGCACAUGGCUCGCGAAGUCAACACUCUGCUCGGCAAAAUCAUCAGCAAGUAUAGGAAUGUGUCAGAAACCAAGGGCGAGGAGAUUGUCAAGGCAAUGAGGGCGUCGAAUCAGUACCAGGAGGACGUCUGGUCAUAAUCGAGCCGCCAUCUUCACGUACGAGUUUUACACUUUCAGCUCUAGCAUUUUCAGGGUAAAUCGGAGCGUGCAUGGCGUUUUGCCCCGCAUGGCGACACUCGCGAAGGGGCUCUUGUUCAUUUGAUUUCUCAGCGACUUCUGGCUACCGGUUCAUAAUUUACCCCCUUUUACAUAUCUCGCAAUGUAGAUAGCAUGUCCGACUGCUCUCUUUUAGGGCGACGAAGACAAAAUAUAGGGAAACACUAGAUGAAUAUAGCAAGACGUUUACGAGAA
Messenger RNA from Cucurbitaria berberidis CBS 394.84, 2670 nucleotides. RefSeq lists its product as uncharacterized. Gene Ontology annotation, molecular function: NADPH-hemoprotein reductase activity; flavin adenine dinucleotide binding; FMN binding. The transcript is spliced from 2 exons. The coding region runs from base 307 to 2397 and encodes 696 amino acids. Lineage: Eukaryota; Fungi; Ascomycota; Dothideomycetes; Pleosporales; Cucurbitariaceae. Gene Ontology annotation, cellular component: cytosol. The record is from RefSeq and is a predicted model, not a curated record.